Penicillium samsonianum is the source of this 1470-nucleotide messenger RNA. Its product is annotated as KH domain-containing protein. Lineage: Eukaryota; Fungi; Ascomycota; Eurotiomycetes; Eurotiales; Aspergillaceae. Gene Ontology annotation, cellular component: nucleus. The record is from RefSeq and is a predicted model, not a curated record. Gene Ontology annotation, molecular function: RNA binding. The coding region runs from base 1 to 1470 and encodes 489 amino acids. The transcript is spliced from 9 exons.
AUGGCGGACGAUGAACACCGAGUUAAGCGGUCUCGCUUUGACCAAACUGAGCCUGAGCCCCGGCGAUCCCGUUUUGACCGACGCUCUCGAUCUCCGUCCAACAGACAGUCGGAGUCGGCCCGCACUCGUAGCCCGCUGAGUCGCCCGCUGAGUGGCAGCCCUGACGCAGAGGCUCCAGCGAAGCCAUCUGCAGUGGAUCCGGCCGCUGCCGCAGCGGCAGCAGCAGCCAAGAUUAAUGCGCAGCUUCAGGCGAAGAAGGGCAUUCAGCAUGUUGAUGUCCCUCCAAUCCGUUCCGCUGACAACGCGACAGAGAAUUCCCAGUCGCCCGCCGCCGAGGGCGCAGCGAAGUUGAAUGCCGAAAUCUACGUCGCGGAUGGAGACUACAUCAAGGACAUUGAGAUCAAUGAUCUGCGCAAUCGCUAUACCCUGACGAAGGGUUCUACUCAGAAGAUGAUUCAAGAUGAAACCGGCGCCGAUGUGACAACCCGAGGCAACUAUUACCCCGACAAGAACAUGGCGACCGCUGCAAGCCCUCCCCUUUACCUACAUGUGACCAGCACCAACAAGGAUGGCCUGGAGAAAGCAGUCGCUAUGAUUAAUGACCUGAUGCAAAAAGAACUUCCGAACCUGGUUGACGAGCGACGUUUCCGCCGCCGUGAACCCGAGCAGCAGGUUGAGCGGGAUGAGUAUGGCCGUCGCAAAUGGCCGGAUGAGCGUAUCCCCAUCGAUCUUGAGCCAAUCCCCGGUUUCAAUUUGCGCGCUCAGGUCGUCGGACAGGGCGGUGCUUAUGUGAAGCACAUCCAACAGCAGACUCGUUGCCGUGUUCAGAUAAAGGGCCGUGGCUCUGGCUUCAUCGAAUCGAGCACCGGUCGUGAAAGUGACGAGGCGAUGUUCCUCCAUGUGGCUGGUCCUGAUGCCAACGAUGUCCAGCAAGCAAAGGAGCUUUGUGAGGACCUUCUAACCAAUGUCAAGGAACAAUACCAACGUUUCAAGGAGAACCCACCCCAGCACAACUACGGUGGAUACCGUGGUGGUGAUCGCGGUGAUCGUGGUGAUCGCUACCAAGGUGGAGGUGGAGGUGGAGGUGGUGGCGGCGGUGGAUACAGCGGUGGCUACAACAAUCGCCAGCAGCAUAAUACUUCCUCUGCUAGCCCUGCAGGCCAGGCUGCUGCUGCUGCUUCCCCGAGCGCUGCUGCCACUCCCACUGCCGCUGACUACAGUGCCCAGUACGCCCAGUACUACGGCACUGCCGAUCCCUAUGCUGCUUACGGUGGAUACCAGAACUACGUCGCUUACUACCAGUAUUAUCAGCAAAUGGCCGCCGCCCAGCAGCAGGCAGAUGGCACUGCUCCGCCCUCUGCUCCAGCCAGCGAGGCCCCUCCUCCACCUCCUGGCUCGGGAUCCCCGCCGCCUCCACCCCCUGGUGCAGGUGGCAGCUACAGCGCGGUCCCCCCACCCCCUGGCCUUUAA